Molecule: messenger RNA, 1959 nt
Organism: Pimephales promelas (fathead minnow)
Lineage: Eukaryota; Metazoa; Chordata; Actinopteri; Cypriniformes; Leuciscidae
Gene: synprb
Product: synaptoporin b
Cellular component (GO): synaptic vesicle; synaptic vesicle membrane
Source: RefSeq, a predicted model, not a curated record
GAAUGAUGGCCACUUCCUGCUGAGGCUCGCGUGAGACGCAGGCGCUGUCCGCGGUGCUGGAUGAGAGAGAGCGGGUCCUUUCGGUCGCAAAAAUGAGCAGGCACACACAGUUUCCCUGUAGAAGCAUCUCCAUGGUGUCCACUCGCUCAGUAUCUCUGGGUUUUGGCUGGCAGAGGAGCUCAACACUCCUACAUAGAUAGACAACAGGCUGAUGCUUAAUCCGUUUCAUCAAUGUGUAUGGUCAUAUUUGCUCCGCUUUGUGCUGUUUUAGCAUUUGCAACAUGUGGGGGAUAUUCUGGCCAGAUAAUGGUUAAAGUGGAAUGUUUGGACAAAAUCCAAAACAACAUCAGCAUCAGUUUCGACUACCCAUUCAGACUUCAACAGGCACACUUCAGUGCUCCUCUGUGUGAAGGAACUAAGAAAGAGACUCUCUUUCUCGAAGGAGAUUAUGCUUCAUCUGUACAGUUCUUCGUCACUGUGUCAGUCCUGGCUUUCCUCUAUUCCCUUUUGGCCACAAUUGUUUAUUUCUUCUACCAGAACAAAUACAGAGAGAAGAACAGAGGUCCAGUAGUUGACUUCUUGGUGACUCUAGUGUUCUCUAGCUUGUGGCUGGUAAGCUCAAUUGCCUGGGCUAAAACUCUGUCUGGGGUGAAGACAGCCACUGAUGUGCAUCAAAUCCUGCUGUUAAUGUCUGCAUGCAGAGCCCAGGAGAACUUAUGUGAGGUCUUGCAGGAGCCCAUCUGGACAAAUCUCAACAUGUCUGUGGCCUUUGGUUUUUUGAACUUCUUCCUUUGGGCUGGUAAUAUUUGGUUUGCCUACAAAGAGACGGGUUUGCAUAAGUCCACCCAGCGCCAUCCCUCCAGAACUCCCUCUGAGAAACGCGGCAGCUUCAGGCAGUACAGUCAAACCAGUUUUGAUCAACCUGGAGCUGGUUUUGGCCAGAGGCUCUACAACCAGGCGAGUUUUGACUUAUCAAGCGGAGGCUUCAGUCUACCCCAAACUAAUCUAGGACUGCCGAAGCUGUACGGACAGGCGGGGAGUCCCACAUCCAGAGGCCCUCUCAUAUUUGUCAAUGAGAUGUGAGAGAGACUGUGACUGUGGAGAAGAGAAAGAAAUUUGAAAUAAAUAACAGCCGACUCUGAUGUUUUCUCAGUGAUAACACUGAUCAUUUGUCAUUGUGAAUUUGAUAUUUCUAUCAUGAGACGUAGAAAUUGUGGUAUUUUUGUAGAGAUCAGUCCGCAUACUGUUGUUUAUUCGUUUACUGUAUAAUUAAGUCUUGAUUCUAACUUUUACCUGCCCUUAUGAAUUCUCUUUUUAUUGACCUAUAGCAUUUGUUAUAAAAAAUAGCACCUACAAAUUUAGAAAUAUCUACAACAUGCCAGUUGGAGUCUAUUGUGAAAUGUAUUAUUAUUAUGUCACAUUGAACUUAAACUUUAAGACCUUGAUAUAAUUAUCUAUCUAUAUACAUAAAACCUAUUUUGCAUUUGACUUUACCGUGUCGUAUAUGGCUGUUGAUAAAUUGUGAUAAUUCUACAGUAUUUGAAUGGCUUUUUGCAUUGUAUACCUACAUUCUAACAGUCUAUGUUUGCCGUAUACUUUUCAACUUCUCCAAGGUACUUUAAAGAAUAACAUGGUAUAACUAUCAUGAAAGUGUCAAACAGCAUGGCGUUAUCACGGUAGCGUGUCCAAAAUACCAUACUUAUUAUAUGUGGGUUUUUUCAAUGUUCUGCAAUGAAUUAUGAUUAAUUACCAGUGGACGCCUGGAAAAAGCAAAUGGUUUGAGUCAUCAGAGAUUAAUCAUUUAGUUUAACCUUACACAGGUUACAUGUGAAAUGCAUGCAAAAGAGUGCUAAAAUCCAAGUCACUCUGUUGUUCCAGUGUAUUAUAGGAUUUAAAACUGUACAAAUGUUAUAUGGAAACUGAUUGCGUCUUAAAAUUAAGUAAUAAAAUUAUACUAAU